Molecule: messenger RNA, 798 nt
Organism: Striga hermonthica
Lineage: Eukaryota; Viridiplantae; Streptophyta; Magnoliopsida; Lamiales; Orobanchaceae
Source: the annotation of a GenBank genome assembly
AUGGAGGUUUGCAUGGUUGAUGAUAUUUCCGGAGGAAAAGAGAAAAUGCCGAUACGGGCGGUGAACAACGUGGAUGACGUUAGGCUCCUCCCGAAGUUCGUGUACAUCACCCGCAUGGUGUAUCCCGAUUGGUUCAAGAAAGUUGAGCCCGUAGGUUGUGAUUGCGUGAAUGGAUGCUCGGAUUCCCACCAAUGCCCUUGCCUUGUGAAAAAUGGGGGCGAAAUCCCGUACAACGAAAACGGGUCUAUUUUACAGAGAAAGCGUAGGGUUCACGAGUGUGGGCCCUUGUGCAAGUGCCCUCCCACUUGCAUGAACCGAGUGAGCCAACACGGCCAGCGUUAUCGGUUGGAGAUUUUCAAGACCGAGCUACGAGGUUGGGGUGUGCGGUCGCGUGAUCUUAUCCCGUCGGGUGGUUUUGUAUGUGAGUAUUUGGGGGAGUUUUUACGGGAAAAAGAGGCCGACUUGAGAGUGGGCGGAGACGAAUAUCUAUUUGACAUAUAUAAUAGCCGUGGGGGACGUGUGGAUGGGUUUGCUAUAGAUGCGGGUGUGUAUGGAAAUGUUGGGAGGUUUAUUAACCAUAGUUGCUCACCUAAUAUGUAUGCGCAAGACGUUCUUUAUGACCACGCGGACAAUAAAAUGCCGCGCAUCAUGUUUUUUGCGACCGAGAACAUUUCCCCUCUUCAAGAGCUCACGUACGAUUAUAACUACAAGUUGGGGAUGGUUUGUGAUGCGAAUGGGAAUAUUAAGACCAAGGUUUGCCAUUGUGGUUCUAGCGACUGCCGUCGGAGGAUGUACUAG